AUGACGAUCCUCCUCCACGAUGUUCAGUACUUACUGCAGAUUCCUGUUGAGGGACGACUGAUGAGUAGGACUUCUGAGCAGCUUGACCAUCCGGAGGUGGGUUUGUGUGCGCUUCUUGGGAUGAACUCGGAGCAGUUGAGUGGUCGUUCGGAGGUCCCUGGAUUUGGUAGUAAGGGUAAGUGGUACGACAAGGGUGGUUUUCUUGCGGACAUGGCGUCCAGGUACUUGCAGGUGAACGGGACACAUGUGACAGAGGCGCAGUCGUACUUGUUGUUGAUGUUGGGGUCCACUUUGUUUGUGGACAAGAGUAGAGACAGGGUUCGGCCGGUGGUGAACCUAUUUUUGGACGAGCCAGGCUCCGGCCACCUUUUUCCGUCGGCCCGGCCAGGUUCCGGCCGCCGAAAAUUUUCGGCCCGGCCAGGUUCCGGCCGCCGGAAAAUUUCGGCCCACCCUCUGUUCGUUAAAAAUCGUCGGAAAAAUUGUUCGAAACUAAAAAAAAGUUGA
This is a messenger RNA of Linum tenue, 504 nucleotides long. Lineage: Eukaryota; Viridiplantae; Streptophyta; Magnoliopsida; Malpighiales; Linaceae. The record is from the annotation of a GenBank genome assembly.